This is a messenger RNA of Episyrphus balteatus (marmalade hoverfly), 2911 nucleotides long. RefSeq names its product C-mannosyltransferase dpy-19 homolog. The transcript is spliced from 9 exons. Gene Ontology annotation, cellular component: nuclear inner membrane. Gene Ontology annotation, molecular function: mannosyltransferase activity. Lineage: Eukaryota; Metazoa; Arthropoda; Insecta; Diptera; Syrphidae. The record is from RefSeq and is a predicted model, not a curated record. The coding region runs from base 170 to 2698 and encodes 842 amino acids.
UUUUGACAUUCAACUGAACUUACUUCUUGUAACAAAAAAAAGUCGGCUUUUAUGUUUUUUUGUUAUUUAAGAAUUUAAGUUUAGUUUUUUUCACAAUAAAUAAUUACAAAACAAGUCAAUUUAUAAUGCAAAGUGUGUAAAAAAAGAAUUUUAUAAAAAUAAACCAACCAUGAAGCAGAAACACUAUUUACUCCUCAUUCUUUCCCAUGCAUUUAUUGCUGUUGGCUGUUUUUUUCUCUAUGUAUAUCAUGUACGGUCAAUAUUUGAGACUCGACAUAAUUUUGGACAUAUAACAACAUUGGAGCGCGAAGCUCUGCUAAGAAAGGAAGAUGCUCUUUAUUAUUCAUUUUAUAAGACCAUUGUCCAAGAAGCCGAUUUCUAUCAAGGCUAUCAAAAGCUUUUGAAUGUUACAACAAUUGAAUAUCCUCAUAGCGUAAAUGUUGUUCAUCGUUUUCAUGUGUUCCCAGAGAUUGCCAUUGGGUAUUUGUACCAUAAGUUUAAAUCUCUUAGCAAAAGUUUAGGGGAUUCCUCUGUUUCGUGUUGGACUGAUGAUAGUAAUCCAUUAUCAGAACCAGUUAUUACUUGCGAUGGCCUUGGUGAGCCAUUUCACUUUUACUUGGAGUUUGUAUGGAUGUUUGGCGGUUUUACAGUUUUUCUGAUUUACAUGUAUGCUUCCUUUUUAAGUGAAAAUCUUCUAGGUGGUAUCUACGCCGUAGCAUCUUAUAUAAUCUUUCAUAAAAAUGUUUCUAAAAUCUACGAUCGUCCAGUAGCAAGAGAAAACUUCGCAUUCCCAUUAAUUUUUUGGCAAAUGUUCUAUUUGUGCAUUUGCAUCAAUAAAGCUUCAAAGAGUAAAAAACCAAAUCAGCAUUAUUUCAAUCCAAUUAUGAUAAUAAAACUUACUAUUUUAACAACCGCCUCAUUGCUUUGUUGGCAAUUUUCAUCGGUCGUUUACGCAACUCAAGUUCUAAUUUUAAUUACUCCAUGGAGUCUCGGUCUAGUUUCGAGCCGAUUUUCAAUCGAUUACACAAUAACUCAAUUCCUCUCAAACAUUCUAGCUUAUUAUUUCACAUACGAAAAUAAAAAGUAUUUCUUUGCAUGGCAAAACGGACCGGCAUUUGCACUUUUCUUCAUAAGCUUAGUUCGAAUAUACAAAUCACAGUCAAGAUCGGAUAAUUUCUUAAAAAGCAUCACUCUCGGUAUUCUACUGGCCAUCAGUUCGCAGGGAACUAUUAUAGAUUUAUUAGAAAAAUCUGGCUAUGCGAGUUCAACAGAUAAUCCGUUUUCGGUAUAUCGCGACUUGGUAUUGCAGUGGACAUUGCAACGAAAAACCAACUUCACAACAUGUCUUCUCGCGUGUAAUUCAGAUUAUGCUGAAGUGGAUAUCUAUGAUGUGUGGGAGGUGAUUAAAAUUCUAUUUGCCAAACCCUACUGCCUGUAUGGAGUUGUUCUGUUGGCAAAAUUUCUCCGAAAAUGGCGAAUACAGACUCCAAAAUCUGAAGACACCGAUUAUGUGGAAAGAGCAAAAAAAUACGUUUUGGAAGAGUUUCUUGAAGAGAAUCACAUUUCAAUGAAAGACAUGUCGAAUGAGAAAACCGAAAAGGCACUUAAAGAAUGUCUCGAUUUGUUGGAAAAGUGCGAUUAUGAAUUCCAAAAAUACAAAGAGGAACGAAACAAAAUGAAAAAAGAUGUCGGAAAAGAACACGAAUCAUUUCUUAAUGAAAUUAAAUGCCUUAAAAAACAAAUUAAAGAAACCAAUAAGGAACGAAAGCAUGAAAACCAGUUCGAUUCAGGGCUAGAUUUAAAAAGAGAAAAUACGAGUACAUCUGCAGAUCAUUCAUCGAAACCUGAAAGUCAGGUUGAAAAUGAAGAGAAACCUACUGUAGAUGCAGAUUUAUUAGAAAGUAAACCAAAAGAACCUGAAAAGAAAACACAGUGGCCAAAAUCUAAUUCGAAAACAGAUUCAACAUUUAGCUAUCACUACUUGUAUAGCUUAGCUCAAUUUGCUGUAUUCAUUUUUAUUGGAUUCAGUAUAAAGAAAUUGUUUUUCUUAUGUUAUACUCAAGGUUGUGUACUAGCACCGACGCUUUAUUCAAAACUAAGAAAUCACAAACAUAGUAAUUUGUUUUUAUCAAUAUCGCUUGCUGUUUUUCUUACAAGCAUUGUUGACCCAGGGGUUGUGAAUGUAUAUGAAGAAUAUUUGCCGUCCAAAACUCAUAGUGAUGAACUAGAAAACAUGUUAGAAUGGAUUAAUCUAAAUACAGAGAAAAAUGCAGUUUUUGGGGGUCCUGUUGAUAUCAUUGGAACUGUUCAUUUGACAACUAAAAGGCCAAUUGUUAAUCAUGCACAUUUGGAUAUGCACCAAAUAAGCGAAAGAACCGAAAGCAUUUAUUCGGUUUUCAGUCGGCAGCAAUCAUCCGAAAUUUACAACCAGUGCUCACAGCUAAAGAUCCAGUAUUUAAUAUUGUCCUUUAGUGAUUGUUCCAACGCAGCUAACGAUGAAUGUGAUAUAUUAACAAUAUGGGACGAAAUGCAACCAGCAUACCGAAAGUACCCCCAAUUCUGUUCCGAACUAGCCAGUAAAAACGUGCCCAGCUUCUUAAAAGUGUUUUCAAAUAAGUACUAUGGGAUAAUAAAAAUGUUCUCGCAAAGUGUUCAGCUUAAUUUAAAGCAAAACAAAAUGCCUGAAAAACAUAUAUAAUCAACCAAGAGCUAGAAGUAGAAAAAAAAAGAUAAUGCACUUAUCAUAUUUCCUAUUAGAAAUAUUAUUAUAUUUUAAAUAUUUUUAAGUAUUCUUAAAAGACUUGAAUAUGAUUUGCAUUCGAUCAUAUUUUUCAAAUAAUUUGUUAAUUUGUUAACUAGGCUCUAAGCUCUUUUUAUUUUUAAGAUUAACUUUAAGUUGUAUUUAAAAAAA